AUGCCGCAACAGCCGAUAUCAUUUCAGUCCUCGUCGAAAAAUACGCCAGACCUCUCGUAUGUGGCCCAGCCGGAGACUGAACCGCGACAGCUGGAAGCUGGCGACAGCUCAGAGCUUGACGAGAAGGACAGGGGAUCCGGUGCAAAUACCCCUUCGGUUUUGCUGCCUCCUAAAAAUGAAGCCACCGGCGAGACAGCGCACCCUGGGGAUAGUUCUGAGUUCGUCGUGUGGUGGAAUGAGCCAGCAGACCAAGACCCAGAGAAUCCCAUGAACUGGUCGUCGAGAAGGAAAUGGUUCAAUAUCAUUACUAUCUCCGUAAUUAGCUUCCUAGUGCCCCUCAUAUCCUCCAUGCUCUCCCCAGCCGUGCAGCUGGUAAUGCAGGAGUUCGACACCAGCUCCACGACCUUCGCGACCUUUGUCGUGUCCAUCUUCGUGCUGGGGUUCGCCUGCGGCCCGCUGAUCCUCGCGCCGCUGAGCGAGCUCUACGGCCGCGUGCUCAUCUACAACAUCACGAACGUGCUGUUUCUGUGCUUCACCGUCGGCUGCGCCCUGUCGCAGAACCAGUCGAUGCUCCUGGCCUUCCGCUUCCUGUCCGGGUUCGCGGGCGUGGCUACCAUCACGAUCGGCUCGGGCACCAUCGCUGAUCUCAUGCCGCGUGAGAAGAGAGGCAAGGCCGUGUCGAUAUGGUCUGUUGGGACCAUCUUGGGCCCGAUGGUUGGCCCCAUUAUUGGUGGGUAUGUGACCGAGGUCCUUGGCUGGAGAUGGAUGUUUUGGGUCAUCUCGAUUGUGGUCGGUGUGGUGAGCAUCUUCGCCUUUGCGGUUCUGAGGGAAACGUACCCCGUCGUGUUGCUGGAGAGGAAGGCAGCCAGGCUCAGAAAGGAGUCGGGAAAUCCACUGUACCGGUCGAAACUCGCGCCCGACAUCACACCACGGGAGCUCUUCAAACGGAGCAUCAUGCGGCCCUCCAAGAUGCUCCUCUGCUGUCCCAUCGUCACAGUCAUGUGCACCUACGUCGCCGUCCUCUAUGGCAUACUGUACCUCCUCUUUGCCACGUAUUCCUUUGUAUUCAAGGAAGUGUACGGGUACUCGACAUUCGCAGCCGGCCUCGUCUUUCUCGCAGGCGGCAUCGGGACACUGUCUGGACUUUUGUACAUCGCAAAGUUCAGCGACAGGAACUUGAAGAAACGCGCGGCCGCCGGGAAGACGGUCACGCCCGAGGACCGCCUUCCUCUGAUUAUCACGCUACCAGGGGCUUUGACGUUUCCGAUGGGCUUGUUUCUAUAUGGCUGGACCGUCGAGUAUCAAGUCCACUGGAUCGUCCCUCAGAUCGGGACGGCGAUCACGGGGUUUGGAUCCAUCCUCAUCUUUGUUGGCAUCCAGACAUACCUCAUCGAUGCGUUUGAGGGAUACGCAGCCAGCGUGGUUGGCGCCAAUGCGGUUCUUAGAGGCACUGCUGGAGCACUUCUCCCACUGAGUGGUCUGCAAUUGUACGAGGCCCUUGGAUGGGGUUGGGGGAACAGCUUGUUGGGAUUUCUCACGCUGGCAUUUGCUCCUGUGCCUUUGGUUAUUGGCUUUUAUGGAGCCAGAUUCCGCAACUCACGGAUCAACCAAAUCCAGCUGUAA
Molecule: messenger RNA, 1623 nt
Organism: Diaporthe citri
Lineage: Eukaryota; Fungi; Ascomycota; Sordariomycetes; Diaporthales; Diaporthaceae
Exons: 3
Coding region: 1-1623 (540 amino acids)
Biological process (GO): transmembrane transport
Molecular function (GO): transmembrane transporter activity
Source: RefSeq, a predicted model, not a curated record